This is a messenger RNA of Didymosphaeria variabile, 1227 nucleotides long. RefSeq lists its product as uncharacterized. The coding region runs from base 1 to 1227 and encodes 408 amino acids. The record is from RefSeq and is a predicted model, not a curated record. Gene Ontology annotation, cellular component: cytoplasm; SBF transcription complex. NCBI's taxonomy places the organism in Eukaryota, Fungi, Ascomycota, Dothideomycetes, Pleosporales, Didymosphaeriaceae. Gene Ontology annotation, molecular function: transcription coregulator activity. The transcript has 3 exons.
AUGCCGGCGCCCAUGCCCUCGUUGUAUCAGCGUGAGCUACCUGACUCGCAGGAGUCGUACAUCUCUGCCGCGUCAAGCACGUUCUCCGAGCCUCAAUUGCCUUUCACAUCGAGCAACCUCUCCACAUCAACGGCUGGAGACACUGAGAUCACAUCUCCGCCCCUGUCCAAAGCUUCGUCAGUUCAGAAGACGCCUACAGCGCAGACGAUCCCGCCAUCACCGACUCGACCUCGCGUCCCAGACACGCUGCGGAUCGAUGCCGCAAACGCGCCGCGAGCUGGUGACACAGCAGCAAGCCCCAUGUCACUGGAUUCUCCCGCGAUGCAGGGUCUAAAGAGGGCAGCCGAUGGAUCAGUGAAAGGCGCCGACGCAAUAAGCGAAUCUCCCUUAGUGCCUACCGUGGGUCAUAAACGCAACAAGAGCACGGAGACUGGGUCAAAUGGUCGGAUCGGUCAGUUAUCAGCACAACUAAAGACGCGUCUUUCGUAUGCCAUGGUCAAGGUGCAGAACAACUGGGAGAAACAGUCCAUUGAAGAGCUUGAAGAGCGGAUCUCACAACAAGGGUCGCCCAUUUCCGUGUCCAAUAGGACGCCCGGAUCACGACCAGUCUUUGAAACACCCACAACGGCAGAACGCCGCAGAAGGCCCAGCGGAGUGUCUGAAAAUUCCGACCACAUGAUGCUAUCUCCGGGUCAGAGGACAUCGCCAGAUCCUUCCAGAUCGCAUGCAUCAACGCCUAAUUCUCUUUGGCGACCAGGGACCAAGCCUACCUUGAACGCUGCGGUGAACCUUAUCUCAGUUACUGGCUCCAACUCUGGUCCAAUGCUUGGUCCUGCUCCAGAAUUCGAAUCUCGGAGAAAGCGUCGCUCGAGUGCUGCAUCUCAUCCUCCACCGCUGCUUGGUUCAAACCAGCGCAAACACUUCAGCGACCUCGGUGCCGGUUCUCGAACACCCGCCACACCCCGAGCAGGCAUCUUGCGUAUGCCCAGUCAACAGGCAGAGAAAGACGCUGUGGAUACUCUUCUCUUUAUGAGCAGUCCCAAUAACUCUGGUCGCUUACCAGAUACAAGGGCGGACGCUCGAGCCCAAAGGCAGGACUUUGCUCUUCCGCAGCGACGCGUCAUGUUCGAAAAUUAUCCGCCAAGCGAGAGGGCCGCUGGUCGUUUACAUGCGCCGCCACCGAGCAGUCAGUCCGCAGCUUACUAUCGCGCCGAGCCUUCGCGGUAA